Messenger RNA from Ustilaginoidea virens, 1314 nucleotides. RefSeq lists its product as uncharacterized. The transcript is spliced from 2 exons. NCBI's taxonomy places the organism in Eukaryota, Fungi, Ascomycota, Sordariomycetes, Hypocreales, Clavicipitaceae. The record is from RefSeq and is a predicted model, not a curated record. Bases 1 to 1314 code for a protein of 437 amino acids.
AUGCAACAGUCAACUUCAAGGCCAUUGACGCUGCAGCGUCCAUGCUUGUCGAACCCAUUGACGUCCGCGAUUCCCGGCCGACAAUCUCACGCUCGAAACAACUCGCAUACACUGCUGCUACCCUCUUCCCUCAACGCAAACCAUCGGGUCACCCGCCGCAAAUCCGUCACCACGCCUGGCCCUAGCUUGGCUGUCUUGUCCGCGGCCGUUGUCAGCGGUGAGCAGACUGCUGCUAUCCCUAUUGCCAACGGUGGCCGCCGAACCAGCACCUCCAAGGCUGCGCUGGCCCGAUCGUCCCUGGUCGGCAGUCUGCCCUCGCCUCCAGCGAGCUUGCCGACGCACAAGACUGUGCCCGAAGGCAAGCAAGAGUCACAAGACAGCGCCAUCGACGAUGACGCCAACGACGUGUCGGCGGACGAGGCUGCCAACUUGCAGGGUGACCGUACAAGGCGGUCCAGUGAUGGCCAGUCUCCUUUGAAGGAUUCAAAGAGGAGCAAUCGCGUCGAGGUUCGCUGCGACAAGUGCGGGAAAAGUUACAAGCAUAGCAGUUGCUUGACCAAACAUUUGUGGGAGCAUACCCCAGAGUGGUCCCUCACUUCAAAGUUGCUCAUUUCGAAGCAUCAGCAAGUACAGCUUCUCGAAGCCGCCUCGGUUCUUGUCGCUAUGAACGGCAAGGAGGACUCUGCAACCCCUCCAGAAUCCACCAAGGACUCUGCCAGCGAGCCUGAUUCGCCAUCGCCUGCUGCCUCUGGCUACUCGGAACAAGCGGAGCACCCGAGCUCGGCUGAUACCACCCCUCCCCCGAUGUUGGAAGAGGCGGGCUUCAACAGACUCGUGUGUCGAGACGGAAAUGGCCUCGGCUUCUCCAGGACCUAUCGCUCAGCCGGGUCGGGAAGCAUGCCCGCCGGGUUCGCGUACGGUCACUUUCGGCAGCCCAGCCACGAUCGUCGACCUCCAUCAUCCGGGGCCAACAGGACUGGGGAAGAGGACCGCGACCUGGCAGCGGCGGUUGAGCUUCUCAGCUGCAGUUUCAACAGCAACAAUGCUUCUCACAGCAGCACGCUGACGGUGCCUUCGGAUGUGCCACCGGUACCGCCAGUCCCUGCCCAGUACCUCGACCAGGCCACUUCCUUUUCAAGCGCCGGCUUCAUCAACAGUUUUCCCCAACGUCAACCAGAGAGCUUCACCAGAGGCGAGUCUCGACGUGGCGGCGAAGACGUGAAGAUGGAAGAGAGCGAUGACGACUUCGACAUGCAAUCUCGAGCUCGAAGCGACGAAGAUGACGACGGCGUUUUCGGCCGCAUGGAGGAAUAA